AUGAGCGAAAACAACAAACAACUCGCUUUCCAGAUCCUGUCCAACUUCCUCUCCAAAAUCACAGAUACGAUGAUUUGCGUCGGUGCUCUUACCUUUGUCCUGAUUGUUUUUAUCCGCGGAUCAUUUGCCAGUCGAGACUCAACCAAGCAACUGAAGCAACUUGAGGACAAACUCACCGAGCAAAUCAAACAACACAAGGAGCAGAUGGACCAACAGCGGGCACUCCUCGAUCGACUUGAGAAGACAUUGGCUCAGGAGCGGCAGGACCACCGGUUGGCACUACUCGAGCUUGUUCAUCGACUGCUCCCCCAAACCAAACAUCUUGCUGGUCAAGGCCAACAGACCUUAUAAACAUUUCACUUUCUUGAUUGCUCUUCCUUGCCCCUCCGAUCUUUCCUCUUUUUCUUGUGUAUAUCUCAGCUACUUCAUCUAUUAAUCAUCUCGUCGUUCUCCAGCUACUCCAUCUAUUAAUCAUCGUCGCUAUUGAAGAUACAUCAUAUAACCUCUCUGACGAAUUGUAUGUGCGCAAUGCCACAAACAAAAACGCACGUUAACAGAAAUACUAAUUGUAAGCACGGA
This is a messenger RNA of Puccinia graminis f. sp. tritici CRL 75-36-700-3, 579 nucleotides long. RefSeq lists its product as uncharacterized. Bases 1 to 351 code for a protein of 116 amino acids. NCBI's taxonomy places the organism in Eukaryota, Fungi, Basidiomycota, Pucciniomycetes, Pucciniales, Pucciniaceae. The record is from RefSeq and is a predicted model, not a curated record. The transcript is spliced from 3 exons.